Peniophora sp. CBMAI 1063 is the source of this 4035-nucleotide messenger RNA. Lineage: Eukaryota; Fungi; Basidiomycota; Agaricomycetes; Russulales; Peniophoraceae. The record is from the annotation of a GenBank genome assembly.
AUGCCUGUACCCAUAGCUGGGCCCUCUUCGACCCACCACUCGGACCUCGGCACCUCCAAUGGCGGCGCGCUCGACAUCCACCAAAUCAAAUCGACCGCCCAAGCCCACGUCGACUCCCUCCUCACCCGCCGCCCACGGCCCGAACCCUCCGCGCUGGUCAAAUCCGCGCAAUCCCAAAUGACGCUCGCGCGCUCAGCCGACGCGCGCGGCGAUUUGCCCGGCGCGUUGGCUGCGUUCACCAAGGCUGCUGCAUUGCUGCAGGGGGCGGUCAGCGGCGUGUCGGCCGUGGGAGUUGAUGGGAAUGUGAGGAGGAAAGGGGAGGAGGCUGUCAGGGCGUUUAUGGACGGGGAGGAGGGGAGGGAGAUGGAGAGGGCCAAGAAGGAUGUCGAGAGGAGGUUGGGCGCCAUGAUCAGUGCCCAGCAACAACAACGAACUAAGGAGGAAACAGUAUCCACGGCCAGCGGAGGGAGCAUCGCUGAGCGGAAACGGGCGCUUGCCGGAGCAGGCCUGGCCGUCGACAACAAUCUGUCAUCAAACCCGAACCGUCGCACACUGCCCUCAGUCCCGACCUCUCUGCCCGGAAUGAGCCCGCAGUCGCCGACGCACGCUUCUCCCACGUCGCCCACACAGCCCUCCUUCCACUCCUCGUCCCAUCGCACGACGCCGUCGCUGAAUAUGCCUCCGACUUUCGGGAGCGCGAUGAGCACGGCCAGUGCGAGCGCUGGGCUGCCGCCGCCUAUAAGCGCCAGUUCGAGUGCGAAUGGGUUUGUGCCGAAGGAGUCGUUGGCGCCUAGUCCGAAUACGCCCAAUUACGACGAUUAUCGGUCGUUCGAGCGCAGUACGCCUACUGGGGUCGUACCACCAUCUUCGACAUCUACUCUCACGAAUAACUACUCGAGCGGAGGGAUGGACGAGAUGGACGUGGUCAGCACUCCGAGCGAGUUCAAGCACAACUUCCCAUCCCUAUCCGAGUUCGAACAUCGCGAGUUUGCCGACUCGCCUCCUCCGAAUAUUCUCCAGCCAUCACUAUCCUCGUCGUAUAACAACAACGCCUUCUCGCCGCCCUCGACAUCGACCAAUAUAUUCCCGUCGGCGCCCAUAAACAACGCGAACUUCCCGUCGACGUCCGCGUACGCGUCUUCUGGGUCGUUCUCGCCUCCACCACCUCAGAUCGAGCGGAAGGAUACGUUAGUCGAACGCGGACUAUCAAAGUUCCCGGCUAUACCGCCCGACUUCUCGCCCAUACCCCAGCCGCGGCCGGCCAGUACACCCGUAACGCCCUUACAAGACCACUUCGCCUCCCGCCCCGCAUCGCCAACAAAGCGCUCGCCCGUCGUCCCGUCCAAACCAACCACACUCGGCGUCAAAGGCUCCCGCGAAUCCAUCCGCGACCGCGACCCGAGCGGCGGGAGCAGUCCGCUCGCCACCGGCUCGUCGUCCUCGCCGCCGCCUAUACUCCCGAAAGGCGCUGUGGACCCCUCAGAACUGCGGAGGCUCCUUGAAAGAGGGGCGAACGCGCUGCUGUUGGAUAUGAGGCCACGGAGCGCGUUCGAUGGGGCGCGGAUAUCGCACGGGGCGGUCGUGUGCGUUGAUCCGGCGCUGUUGAUGCCGGAGGCGGCGGGGAACAGCGCGAGCGAGGUCGUUCAUGGUUCUGGGGAGGGGUUGAGGGACGGCAGGAGUGUGGAGGAGAUAUGCGACGCCAUUGAGGCGAGUUUGCCGGCGCACGAGCAGACGCUGUGGGCGAAUCGGGACAAGUUCGAGCUUGUUGUGUCUUUGGAUCAGAACUCGACGCUCGCUACGUCCACCUACAACGCGAACCACACGAACGCGUCGCCGGGACAGCAUUGCGUUCCAGCUCAUUUGGCGAGGUUGGCGGAGGUUGUGUGGGAGAGGGCGUUUAGGCGCGCGACACGGCGAGCGCCGGUCGUGUUGAUCGGAGGUGUGGAGGGAUGGGCGAGGGCCGGUGGAGAGGUCACGGGCAAAGAUGUCGACGCAUUACUCUCUCUCGUUGCCGGUUCAGGAUCAAGCCCUGCGAGCACCGGCAGCGGAACGGGCACAGGCAUGGGCGGUGUGACGGCAGGCAUGGCGGGGCUGGGCUUGGACGGCAAGCGGGAUCGGCCCUUGACGCUCGCGGAGAAUCAGGCGCGCAUGCGCAUGAGCGUCGAGGGCGCGAAGUCGGGACCGAGCCCGGCGCCUAAUUACGCUACGCACCCCGGCCACGCGAGCGCGGGUUCGAGCGCUAACGGGUAUCAAGCCCAGGCGCCUUCGACCAACGGGUACCAAGCGCCCGGCAGCACGAAUGGCUACGGUCAUGGAUACCAGUCCCCCUCGGCGUCGGUACUCGCGCCGGCACCGUAUAGCACGUCGUCGGGCUCGUAUGCAAGGGAUCCGUAUGCGUCGGCGCCGCCGAGCGCGUAUACGACGCCGCCGGGGGGAUCGCCGCAGCAUACGGGCGAUAGUUCGGGCGGGGGCGGGCAUGGGGGGCAUAGGCUGGUUAGGAAGGCUACGUAUUCGAAGUUGAGGGGUGAGGUGAAUGGGCAUACGAGGGGGGCGGAUAGUGUUUCUAGCAUCGCAUCACCGCCCAUGUCGCCGACGUUCUCUGCUGGCCCCAUCGCGUACCCCACAUUAUCGAGGCCGGCGCUGGGCAGCCAGAGCAGCUUCAGCGGCGGGAACGGGGCCGCCGUCGAUCCCGCGCCCGUACGCGCGCCCGCGCCGAUCGAUUAUCCGCAUCUCGAUUUGCGCGCACCGCCGCCUGCCGCUGCUACGCGGCCUGGGCACGCUUACUCGCCAUCAUUACCGGCUUUACCUGCGUCUGCAUUACCUUCGCACCCUUCGCAACCGCCGCAGCUCAACGGGCACAUGCUCAAGGGUCCCCCCGAAGCCCCGCUCCUUCCGGCAAUACACAACGUGGUGUACUGGGACAGCAGCGAGAUCGGGAUGAGCGGGCUCAAGAACAUGGGCAAUACGUGCUAUAUGAACGCGACGGUGCAGUGUCUGAGCGCCACGGCGCCCUUUGCUGCGUUCUUCAGGGACGGGUCGUGGAUGAAGGCCGUGAACCAUGUGAAUCCGCUCGGCACGAAGGGGCAGGUCGCGCAUGCGUUUAGUAAGCUGGUGAGGGAGCUGUGGGGGAUGGGGCAGAGUUUCUUGACGCCGACGGAUUUCAGGAGAUCGAUAUGCCAGCUCGCAUCGCAGUUCGCGGGGAGCGAGCAGCAUGACAGUCAAGAGUUCCUCAGUUUCCUGAUGGAUGGCCUACACGAGGAUCUGAACCGCGUUCUGCAUCGGCCUUCGGUUGACCGGACACCAGAGGAAGAGGCAGCGCUGGAGAGGUUGCCGCCGCAGAUCGCGUCGCAUAAGGAGUGGGCGGUCUACAGGAUGCGGAACGAUUCGAUCGUUGUGGAUUGGUUCCAGGGUCAGUUCAGGAAUCGGUUGACGUGCUUGACGUGCUCGACGACGAGUACGACGUACAACGCGUUCAUGUACCUCUCGCUGCCCGUGCCGAACAAGAUGAUGAGCAAGAUCACCUUGUCGCAAUGCCUGGACGCCUUCGUCGCCGAAGAGGUCCUCGAGAAGUCCGACGCAUGGUUCUGCCCCCACUGUAAACAAAAGCGCAAAGCCAAGAAACAGCUCACCCUCUCCCGCCUGCCCCCCGUCCUCCUCAUCCACCUCAAACGCUUCAGCGCCAAAACGCACUUCACAGACAAAGUCGACAAGCUCGUCGACUUUCCCCUGCGCAACCUCGACCUCUCAUCGUACGUGCCCUACGCCACGCCCCAGUCCUCGUUCGCGCCCAACGCGAAUACGGGGCUGCCGCAGGAGGACAGGAGCGACCCGCGCGCGCAGGUCCCGCCGUUUAAGUAUGACCUUUAUGCGGUGACGAAUCAUUUUGGGAGCUUGAGUAGUGGGCAUUAUACGGCGUUUGUGAAGAGUAGGGAUGAGUGGAGGUAUUGCGAUGAUAGUCGGAUUUCGAGGGCGGAGGAGAAGGACGUCGUGGGUAAGCCUGCGUACGUGCUGUACUAUAAGAGGGUGCGCGCAUAG